AUGGAUUCUCCAUGCUUAUUGAGUAGUGAUCUGUACUCUUAUUAUAACUGCUCCCUGAGCAACUCCACCAUGGAGAAUCAGACGUGUCAGACAAACAGAACCAAACAGAUAAGGAAUGAGGAAGUUGCCAAGGUGGAGGUGGCUGUGCUGUGCCUCAUCUUCUUCCUUGCCCUGACUGGGAACCUUUGUGUGUUGUUGGCCAUCCACACCACCCGUCACAAACACUCCCGCAUGUAUUUCUUCAUGAAGCACCUGAGCAUUGCUGACCUGGCUGUGGCUGUUUUCCAGGUCUUGCCUCAACUCAUUUGGGACAUCACUUUCCGGUUCUAUGGGCCAGAUUACCUCUGCAGGUUGAUCAAAUACCUGCAGGUGGUGGGGAUGUUUGCUUCGACAUACAUGCUCUUGUUGAUGUCCCUGGAUCGAUGCUUGGCUAUCUGUCAACCCUUGAGAUCUUUGCACAGGAGGUCUGACCGGUUGUCCGUCCUCCUCACUUGGAUUGUGUGCCUUCUCUUCAGCAUCCCACAGCUCCAGAUAUUUUCAAUGAGGGAUGUGGGCAAUGGGGAGAUUGAUUGCUGGGCAAAAUUCAUUCAACCCUGGGGUUCUAAAGCCUACAUCACUUGGAUAACCUUGACUGUGUACAUCAUCCCCGUGCUCAUGCUCAGUGUCUGCUAUGGUUUGAUCAGCUUCAAAAUCUGGCAGAACGUGAAGCUGAAAACAAUCCAUGAGACCAACAUGAACCUGACCUCUGGCCAUUCUCACAGGGGCACCCUCUCCAGGGUCAGCAGUGUGAAACUCAUUUCCAAAGCAAAGAUCCGGACUGUGAAAAUGACCUUCAUCAUAGUCUUAGCUUUCAUUAUGUGCUGGACUCCUUUUUUUAUUGUGCAGAUGUGGAUUGCGUGGGACGAGAAUGCACCAAAAGAAGAAUUGCCAUUCAUAAUCACUACACUCCUGGCAAGUCUGAACAGCUGUUGCAACCCUUGGAUCUACAUGCUUUUCACUGGUCAUCUUUUCCACGACCUUUUGCACCGAUUCCUCUGCUGCUCCUCCCGCUAUUUAAAAUCACGACAAGGAUGUGACCUCAGUGUCAGCAAGAAAAGCAACUCCUCCACAUUUGUCCUGAGCCUCAAAAGCUCCAGUCAGAGGAGCUUCACACAGCCAUCCACAGCAUGA
Molecule: messenger RNA, 1170 nt
Organism: Eublepharis macularius
Lineage: Eukaryota; Metazoa; Chordata; Lepidosauria; Squamata; Eublepharidae
Gene: OXTR
Product: oxytocin receptor
Exons: 2
Coding region: 1-1170 (389 amino acids)
Biological process (GO): female pregnancy; positive regulation of vasoconstriction; maternal process involved in parturition
Cellular component (GO): membrane
Molecular function (GO): oxytocin receptor activity; vasopressin receptor activity; peptide binding
Source: RefSeq, a predicted model, not a curated record